CCUGCCUGGAUGCCGGGCGGCCGCGCGCCCGCCUCCGCGCGGAAGCCGCGCUGCCCGCGGAUUGGUCACUUGCCCUGUCCGUCCGCUCGUGUCGCCUCCCCCGCCGGGAGGGCCCGGUGAGGCGCGCGCGGCCGGGGGCUCCCACGCCGGGCACGGUCCGUGAGGCGAGGGCGGGCGGCGGGGAGGCGGCACUGGCGGUCACCCGGGGGCGGCGGCGGCCGGGAAUAGCGCGGGGCAGCCGCAGCCGCCGAGCAGCGCGUCCUCCUGCACUUGGAGCGGCAGCGGGAGCAGCUGAACGCAGGGUCCGCGUCUCGCAAGACAAUAUUAUUGUUGAAGAUUAGUCAGAUGCCUUCCGUCCAUUCUCUGCCUCACAUGCUAUGUCAUGCAAGCUUUGAAACACUUAGCACAUAAUUUAAAUGAAUGACUAAUUUGGCAAGCAUAAUGGAAGGCACGCAUACUGUCCUUCAAUUGCACAAACCCAUAAUGGAGCUUUGUUACAUCAGCUUCUAUCAUCCAGAGGGAAAAGUCAGAGGAUUUACAUACAAGGGCUGUGUAACUCUGGAUAGAACCAGUAAACGUUUCUGUAGCUGCUACCAAGUAAGGGAGAGAAUGGAGAUGGAGCUGAGAGAACAGCCAUAUGAAAACUUUGGAGAUAUUAUUUUCAAGCAAACUACCACAAAAGACAUUCUCAUUGAACUGUACAAACUAACUGCUGAAAAGGAAAAACUGUUAUCCAGUUUUCUGAGGUCACAUCAUAUUCUGGGCCUUAACACAGGACAUCAGGAAGGAAAGCGACAGGAUGUUUCUGGAGUCUUGAAAAUUAAAGGUGAUGGUUACUCCAGUUUUACACAUCAGCAGGAGUUCUUUCAGGAUUCCCCGAAGAGAGACAAUUUGAAUCAUAAAAAAAUGAGGAAAUACAGAAGGAAAGAGAGCUUUGAGGAGUUUAGACACCGGAAAGGGGGAAAAAAGAUACAUGAACAUCUUUCUUUACUGAGUGUGCAAGAUAAGCAACUGGAAGAUAAGAUGCUGCUCCCCACAAGAUUUCCUACCAGGAGUUUUCCCAGCUCUUUUUCUGUCUCCAGUUGGCUAACAGUAAAAGACUGCCAAGCCCACAGCUGCAUCAUCGGAUUCUCCCAUUACCAACACAGAACACCGCGGACGAAUCUAUGUUCAGUGACUACGGCCGUGGAAGACAUGGUGCUAUAAACCUCUCUUUCAGUGAUUUGGACCCGCAGUUUUAUCUGAAGUUUUCCGAACCUGGAGAAAUGGGAUUUGCCACCAGACAACCAGGCCUACAUCAGAAUGCAACUG
Falco peregrinus (peregrine falcon) is the source of this 1311-nucleotide messenger RNA. RefSeq names its product formin-1-like. The coding region runs from base 421 to 1206 and encodes 261 amino acids. NCBI's taxonomy places the organism in Eukaryota, Metazoa, Chordata, Aves, Falconiformes, Falconidae. The record is from RefSeq and is a predicted model, not a curated record. The transcript is spliced from 3 exons.